Molecule: messenger RNA, 855 nt
Organism: Lytechinus variegatus (green sea urchin)
Lineage: Eukaryota; Metazoa; Echinodermata; Echinoidea; Temnopleuroida; Toxopneustidae
Product: T-cell surface protein tactile-like
Exons: 5
Coding region: 1-855 (284 amino acids)
Biological process (GO): T cell costimulation; cellular response to lipopolysaccharide; positive regulation of T cell proliferation
Cellular component (GO): external side of plasma membrane
Source: RefSeq, a predicted model, not a curated record
AUGACAAUAAGACCAAAAGCAUUCGAACUUCACACUGAGAGAUCCGUGAAAGUAGUGCGUGGCAGAAAUGCGUCACUGAUCUGCAGCUUCACAGAUCCUGCUGAUGCCGUCUACUGGUACAAGCACAACUCCACCGGAGCUCCUGAUGAUGACGCCGAACUUGUUGCCUCGGAAUUCCUUGGAAUAUCUGAUCCUUUGCCAGGGAUAGAGAGGUUCAGAAUCACGGAAGACUACAGACUUCUUAUAAGUGACGUCUCCAUUGCGGACGAGACCACCUAUUCGUGUUUCGUUGUUCUUCAGACGGGGAUAACGAAACGGGGCUACACGGACCUGAGAGUCAUAGUUUUGGCAGAUUCCGAUGGACCAAAAAUUGGCUCUUGCAACACCUUUGUACCGGGAGAAUGUACAUACAAUGUUCCAACGGAUCCUCCUGAAGAAGUCGUGUUCGUUUGUGAACUUUGCGGUGUACGUCCUUCAGUUAACCUGGAAUGGGUGAGGAGUGACGACAGAGUGAUGGAACAAGCAUUAGGUCCACUAAUUGUUGAGAAGGACGGACUCUAUAAGGUCGCAUCAAUUCUUGAGGUUCCUGAGUCCGGGUUUGAUUAUGACUAUUUAUGUCAAGCUACAGGGGACGCAGUUCAAAAUGCAUCAUCAACAAAACUUACGUUCGAAGAGGGAACAGUUUUAGUGUCUGGCUGGUCAAAUACAAGUGUGCUUGGUAUCGUGGUUGGACUAGUGGUCUUCAUUGUGAUCGCGGUGGUGAUAUCUCUCAGGAUGUUCUUACGGGGUAAGCAUGCGCAAGGUGAAGUUCUCCCUGACGAUAAGCUUGUUAUUAAACCAGACUGCAGUGGAUAA